Molecule: messenger RNA, 618 nt
Organism: Phytophthora sojae
Lineage: Eukaryota; Oomycota; Peronosporomycetes; Peronosporales; Peronosporaceae
Exons: 4
Source: RefSeq, a predicted model, not a curated record
AUGUGGGCGGUGCUGAACGCGAUCCAGACUGAUCUGGCCAAGAUCAAACCGAACAAAGCCAACAGUGGUGACCAGUAUCGUGUGUUUGAUCCGGGGACGAGAGCGAACAGCAUGUAUUUCCAGACAGGUGAAGGCGAAAGAAGCCUGACACCUGAGCGCUACUUGAUCAAAACAGUGCGCUGCGAGAAAAAUGCACGAUCGGCACCUGCGAGAACAUUUUUUGAUGAAGGAGCAGAUUUUUGCGGAAUUUCGGAGCGUUUUGUGGAGAGCCAAGGCUGGAUGAGCGAUGUGGUGGAUCAUGGAGCAAUGGAGGUGACGUAUGCCAACGGGAAGACCGAGUCUGUGCCUAUUAAGUACGAGUUCUACCUAUGUCAUAUCCCGAACAAGUGUGAGCUCAUGUUAGGUGUGCCGUGGAAACGACUGGCGCGGCCAAUAAUCGACUGGGAAACUGAUCGGAUCCUCUCCAAGGAAGCUUUCGUGCAAGAGGCCAAACCGCUGCCAAAUCUGCCCCCGUUGCUGCCUGAAAGACGCUUUUACUACAUCAAGCGUUUCGGGUUCACGAAGCACAUCACUCUAAAGCAGGCGGACAAGAUCAUCCGAAAACGCGACGUGGAGUUC